AGCUCAGCAGGAUACAAUAGAUUGUGGUUAAAGGACCUGUGAGGAUGGUCAUGUGAGAAAAGUGGGCGGAGCUUCAUCGUGCAAAGGAGACGUUGUGGUUCCUAUAAGGUGUCAGGAUGUGGCGGUCUAUUUCUCCAUGGAGGAGUGGGAGUAUGUAGAAGGACACAAGGAUCUGUACCAGGACAUAGUCAUGAUGGAGGAUCACCGGCCCCUCACAUCACAAGAUGGAGUCAUUGAUAGAAAUCCACCCGAGAGGUGUCCCCGUCCUCUGUAUUCCCAGGACUGUCCAGAGGGAAAUGUCCCAGAGAAGCAUCAGGUAGAUGAGGCUGAUCCUAUAUCACAUCUCUAUAGGGAGGGUGGACCUCUAACCAAUAUUAAAGUGGAGGAUGAAGAAGAGAAGUUCAGGGCCGAUCAGCAGUUCACGAGGGAAGUGAAGGAAGAAAUUCCAGGAGGUGUUACCCCAGAAAAUUCCAGUAUAAAUUCUGAGGGAAAUUUCAUGUUUUCCGUGAAUGAUAAAGGAGAAGAUGGAGAGAUCAUGGAGCGCUCCUCAGGAGAAGAUGGAGAGAUCAUGGAGCGCUCCUCAGGACAAGAUGGAGAGAUCAUGGAGCGCUCCUCAGGACAAGAUGGAGAGAUCAUGGAGCGCUCCUCAGGAGAAGAUGGAGAGAUCAUGGAGUGCUCCUCAGGACAAGAUGGAGAGAUCAUGGAGCGCUCCUCAGGAGAAGAUGGAGGGAUCAUGGAGCGCUCCUCAGGAGAAGAUGGAGAGAUCAUGGAGCGCUCCUCAGGAGAAGACCUUCUUACCCCUAAUGUCCAUCCAGAUCUAUCAUAUAAUAAUCCCCCUGAUCAUGGGGAACCUUCUCCUCACCGACCACACAUUCUUACCACAUGGACAGGUCUGAAAGUGGGGGGAAAGUUUCAUUGUGAUGAAUGUGGGAAACAUUUAACAAGAAAAUCAGAUCUUGUUACACACAGGAGAAGACACGCAAGAAAGAAGUUGUUUUCGUGUUCAGAAUGUGGGAAAUGUUUUACAGAUAAAUCAAACCUUGUUAUACAUGAGAGAAUUCACACUGGAGAGAAGCCGUAUUCAUGUUCAGAAUGUGGGAAAUGUUUUAUUACUAAAGGCAAACUUAAGGAUCAUCAGAAAACUCACACAGGAGAGAAGCCUUUUUCAUGUUCUGAAUGUGGGAAAUGUUUUAGAAGUAAGUCACAUCUUGUUCUACACGAGAGAAGUCACACAGGAGAGAAGCCGUAUUCAUGUUCAGAAUGUUUGAAAUGUUUUACAAAUAAAUCACAUCUUCUUAGACAUGAGAGAAUUCACACAGGAGAGAAACCGUAUUCAUGUUCACAAUGUAGAAAAUGCUUCAUAAAUAAAUCUGAGCUAGUUAUACAUGCGAGAAGUCACACAGGAGAAAAGCCGUAUUCAUGUUCAGAAUGUGGGCAAUGCUUUACAAAUAAUUCAUAUCUUGCUAUACAUAAGAGAAUUCACACAGGAGAUAAGCCAUAUUUGUGUUCAGAAUGUGGGAAACGUUUCUUAAGCAAAUCCCAUCUUGUUAAACAUGUGAGAAGUCACAUAGAAAAUAAGCCAUAUUCCUGUUCAGAAUGUGGGCAGUGUUUUACAAAUAAAUUACAUCUUGUUAAGCAUGCAAGAAGUCACCUGGGAGAGAAGCCUUAUCCAUGUUCAGAAUGUGGGAAAUGUUUUGUAAAGAGAUCAGAUCUUGUUAAACAUGAGAGAAGUCACACAGGAGAAAAGCCGCAUUCAUGUUUGGAAUGUGGGAAAUCAUUUACACAAAAAUCACAUCUUGUAAUACAUGAGAGAAUUCACACAGGAGAGAAGCCGUAUUCAUGUUCAGAAUGUGGGAAAUGUUUUACAGAUAAAUCAAAUCUUAUUUUGCAUGAGAGAAGUCACACAGGAGUAAAGCCAUAUACCUGUUCAGAAUGUGGCAAAUGUUUUAGAGAUAAAUCCAAUCUUGUUGCCCAUCAGAGAAUUCAUACAGGAGAGAAGCCGUAUUUCUGUUCAGAAUGUGGAAAACGUUUCUCAAGCAAAUCAGAUCUGGUUAAACAUGAGAGAAGUCAUACGGGAGAGAAGCCGUAUUCAUGUCUUGAAUGUGGUAAAUGUUUUACACGGGGAUCGCGACUUGUUAUACACGGGAGAACCCACACAGGAGAGAAGCCGUAUUCGUGUUCAGAAUGUGGGAAAUGUUUUACCAAUAAAUCGGAUCUCGUUAGACAUGAGAGAAGUCACACAGGGAAGAAACCGUAUUUGUGCUCAGAAUGUGGGAAAUGUUUUUCGGAUAAAUCCUAUCUUGUUAGGCAUGAAAAAAUCCAUACUGGGGAGAAACCAUUUUGAUGAUGUAGGAAAAGUAAAUUCCUCUUCACGGCACCGUUUUUGGGGGGAAUGUCAUUGAUUGAUACCACCUCCGUGUAACUAUAGCAGAUGCUGCAUUGUUGCAUUAUUUACACCUAGACUGCCAUGUUACCUGUGUCAAAAAUAAAAUUUUUGUAUCA
Hyla sarda is the source of this 2502-nucleotide messenger RNA. RefSeq names its product zinc finger protein 260-like. The transcript has 4 exons. The record is from RefSeq and is a predicted model, not a curated record. Lineage: Eukaryota; Metazoa; Chordata; Amphibia; Anura; Hylidae. The coding region runs from base 137 to 2344 and encodes 735 amino acids.